Exophiala bonariae is the source of this 840-nucleotide messenger RNA. RefSeq lists its product as uncharacterized. Gene Ontology annotation, cellular component: nucleus. The record is from RefSeq and is a predicted model, not a curated record. Bases 1 to 840 code for a protein of 279 amino acids. Gene Ontology annotation, molecular function: RNA cap trimethylguanosine synthase activity. NCBI's taxonomy places the organism in Eukaryota, Fungi, Ascomycota, Eurotiomycetes, Chaetothyriales, Herpotrichiellaceae. Gene Ontology annotation, biological process: 7-methylguanosine cap hypermethylation; 7-methylguanosine RNA capping. The transcript is spliced from 4 exons.
AUGGCGAGAAAGCGCAAGAGUCAGAUAUUUGAGCGUGAGGAAGAGCAACAACCACCACCCAAAAAGGCCCGGCCUACAGAGACAUCUCUCCCCGAAGGUGUGCAUCAUUACGAGGCUUUAGAAGAAGUCCCGUGGGAUCUCCAAAAAUACUGGCAACAAGGCUAUUCCAUAUUUUCGAAAUAUGAUGAUGGUAUCUGGAUGACCGAUGACGCUUGGUAUGGUGUUACCCACGAAUCUGUGGCCAACAAAAUCGCCCAACAUGUGGCCGAGACAGUUUCAAACUCCAAGUCAAUCAUCAUAGAUGCAUUCUGUGGUGUUGGCGGUAAUACCAUCGCAUUUGCCCUGUCUGGGAAAUGGAAGCGUGUCUAUGCCAUCGAGAAAGACGCUGCCACUUUGGCAUGUGCGAAACACAAUGCUGAAAUCUAUGGUGUAUCCGACAGAAUCACCUGGUUUCAUGGAGAUUGUUUUGAGAUUCUGGGUGUAGUCCAGAAGGAAAAGGUGACCGUGGACGCUCUCAAGGCCAUUGUGGGACAAUUCGGGGUGAUAUUUGCGAGUCCGCCGUGGGGAGGUCCUGGAUACCGAGACGCCGAGGUAUUCAAUCUCGAAUCGAUGGAGCCUUAUAGCUUCAGCCAUCUCUACAAGUCUUUCAAGGCAGUCACUUCGGACAUCAUAUUAUAUCUCCCGCGAACCAGUGAUCUACGGCAGAUAGCCAAGAUCGUUGAGGGUAGCAAGGACGCAGGAUCGAAGACGGAGGUGGUACAUUAUUGUACGAAUGGCACCAGCAGGGCUCUAUGUGUGUAUAUUGGGAACUGGUCCCGGUUGACUUUAUCAGAUGUGUGA